AUGCAUAUCUCCAACGUUAUAUCUCUGGGGGCCUCCCUCCUACCCCUCUUAGCCUCAGCUGCAACUCUCACAGUCCCAGCUCAGAUGGCUGGAGCCACAGACAUUCCCGAUUUCUCAAACCCUUACCAUCGCCCCUCUUUCGACGAGCAUCUCUUCCCACCACCUGGAGUAGUCAUCGACAAGUCCGAAAAGGCUCUUAAGAAGCGUCAGAAGGGUGCUGCAAACUUUAUCGUGAACAUGUGUCGCGACACAACUCAAUCGAGCUGCGACGCUGUCUGGGUCUCCGCCGCCCAAUUCUGCUAUGAUAAUGAACAUUGGUUCGGCUGGAGCGGUGACCCGGGUACCUUCCUUAGUGCCAAGAUCGAGGGUACUAUGUGCUGUGCUUUCUAUGCCGAUAAGACUUGUAAUAAGGCUGGUGGUCACGUUGGAUGGCUAGCUCAGAUCUGCGAAAAGGACUCUGGGGACGGGUUGUUGAUCAAGGGCGGGACAGUGUUUUCUUGGAUGUGUAACAUGCCAUAUGGUAGUGCGAAUGUCAAGAUGGACUCGUCGCCGGCAGAUGUCAGCGCGGUUCCUGGAGCUGGCGGUACUGGUGCUCCAGUUGCUACUCAGUACGCGCCGUAA
Messenger RNA from Orbilia oligospora ATCC 24927, 621 nucleotides. RefSeq lists its product as uncharacterized. Lineage: Eukaryota; Fungi; Ascomycota; Orbiliomycetes; Orbiliales; Orbiliaceae. The record is from RefSeq and is a predicted model, not a curated record. The coding region runs from base 1 to 621 and encodes 206 amino acids. The transcript has 2 exons.